UACGAUUCACCUACAAUUAUCAUGAUGUUCCGAUCAUGUUCCAACAAGUAGGAAGAAUCAGUGGCAAAUCAACAACGGCAUGGUUAAUUGACGAAGAUUAUAAUGUGCUCCAAACAUUUUUACUACUCAACCUUGAAGAAUUUACACCGUAUGAAAGGAUGUUUGAAGAGUAUAUAACGCUUAACAUCUCAAAUAUUACAUCUGACGCAAUGACGAGAGCAAAAAACGAACAAUUUGCAGAGUGGUUUAAAAACUAUGUAAGAGUUAAAAUU
This is a messenger RNA of Thlaspi arvense, 272 nucleotides long. NCBI's taxonomy places the organism in Eukaryota, Viridiplantae, Streptophyta, Magnoliopsida, Brassicales, Brassicaceae. The record is from the annotation of a GenBank genome assembly.